Molecule: messenger RNA, 1405 nt
Organism: Pistacia vera
Lineage: Eukaryota; Viridiplantae; Streptophyta; Magnoliopsida; Sapindales; Anacardiaceae
Product: UDP-glycosyltransferase 83A1-like
Exons: 2
Coding region: 41-1405 (454 amino acids)
Molecular function (GO): UDP-glycosyltransferase activity
Source: RefSeq, a predicted model, not a curated record
AAAAACAACAAAUUUCUGCACAAGAGAAGGAAGAACUAAAAUGGGAAAUCCACAUGUUCUGGUUAUACCUUAUCCAUCACAAGGACAUGUAAUUCCUAUGAUGAAACUUUCACAAUGUUUAGUGAAACAAGGGUGCAGGAUUACUUUUGUAAAUACAGAGUAUAAUCACAAGCAGCUCAUGAAUGCAUCGGCUAUGAAGGAUGGUACAGGGAAUGGAAUUCGUCUUGUUUCGGUUUCAGAUGUGCUAGAAUCCUCAGAGGAGAGAAAACAGCCAGAGAAAGUAAUGAAAGCAAUCAUGCAGGUUAUGCCACAGAAAGUGGAGGAGCUCAUUGAUCAAGUUAAUGAAUCUGACGACGAAGAGAUCGCUUGUGUCCUAGCAGAUUACAAUGUUGGAUGGGCACUGGAAAUUGCUGACAAGAAGGGCAUCAGGCGAGCUGCAUUCCGGCCUAAUGCAGCGACACUGAUGGUCUUGGUGUUGAGCAUUCAGAAGCUGAUUGGUGACGGAAUAAUAGAUAAAGAUGGAACACCGACUAAAAAGCAGAUGAUUAAGUUAUCACCAAACAUGCCUGCCAUGAACACAGCAGACUUCAUGUGGACUUGUACUGGAAACAUGAACUUGCAGAAAACUAUUUUCAAAAAUACUAUAACAAACACUAGAGCGAUGAAACUGACAAACUGGCUGCUUUGCAACUCAGCUUAUGAUCUUGAACCUGCAGCAUUUACCAUGGCUCCAGAGAUACUACCGAUAGGCCCUAUUUUUGCCGGCAACCCACCAGGAGACUCAGCAGGAAAUUUCUGGGCAGAGGACUUUACUUGUUUGAAAUGGCUCGACCAGCAGCCACCUCAAUCAGUCAUAUAUGUUGCAUUUGGCAGUUCCACCUUUUUAGAACAAACCCAAUUCCAUGAAUUAGCAUUGGGGCUUGAACUCUCCAACAGACCUUUCCUGUGGGUUGUGCGCCCCGGUAUUACAUAUGCAGUAGAUGAUGCCUACCCAAAAGGAUUUCGACACAGAGUCGGUGGUCGUGGCAAGAUAGUUGAUUGGGCACCUCAGCUGAAGAUCCUGGAUCAUCCUUCAGUUGCUUGCUUUAUAAUUCAUUGCGGUUGGAACUCAACAAUGGCAGCAUUAAGCAAGGGGGGUCCUCUCUUGUGCUGGAAUUACAUUGUUGAUCAGUUCCACAACGAAAGCUACAUUUGCGAUACGUGGAAGGUAGGAUUAAGGUUAAAUAGAGAUGAAAGAGGGAUCAUUACACCAGAAGAAAUUAAAACUAAAGUGGAGGAACUGGUGGGAAAUGGAAAAUAUAGUGCAAGUGCUUUAGGUCUCAAGGAAUUGGUCAUGAGUAGCAUCAAAGAAGGUGGGAGCUCCUACAACAAUUUAAUGAAUUUCAUUCUAUGGUUGAAAUCAUAG